CUGCGUAUAUGUUGUAAUUAAUGAGAUACGGAGGGAAAUGAAGUUCUAUUCUACAUCAAAUUCACAUACAUUACUAUCUAUUUCCCUCUAGAUAAAGUUGCAAGAUACGGAGAUACAAUUAAGUUUGGUUCCGGUCUUUCAAACCGCAUUAGUGAAAACUUAAUUUUUUCCCAAACACAAAAAAAGCUGGUCGGGAAGAAAAUAUGAUCAUCAUUUAGUGGAAGGUUUGCAUAUAUGGCAGUUGCGUGUUCUACCUAGCUGCUUCAAUGGUUGUGGCCUGGUGCCUUUUCCAACUUCAAGGAACAGAUAUUCUCCUUGGGGAAAACCGGAGGAUAGGUCAGCGACCGGAAACACGUGAUGUCAAGGAUUAUCAACUUCGAAUCGGAAGGUCUAAUCGAUUGAAGAAGAACUACUCGAAGGUGCGGCAGAAGCUAUUUCUUCGAUGAUCUGGGCCUGCGACUGAAAAAGGAAGUAAUUUUCAUACGAAUGGAAGAAGGUGAAUGUGCCACUCAAGAGGAGCUAGCGUGAGGUGAACGGUGGUGAUCUAUUCUGGAUGAAUGAUUCUGAUUGAUUUGUAUUGCUAUUAAAUACUCCGUCCGUCUCUCGUCAUUGUCCCAUUUCUAUUCAUUUGGAUUAUCUCUCUUACUUUAUUUAUCAAAUUUUUAUCAAAUUUUAUUCUGGUUUUUGCUACUUUACAAAAAUUAUUGUAGUUUCUGAAUAUGCAAUUUUUUUUCUAAAGAUAAUUCUAAUGCGGACAAGGAUCUGUUUGCUUUAUCACUAGUCAAACAUCGUAAACCGCAACGAGACAAUAACACGGGGACGAAAGUAGUAUAAGGAUUUGUAGUACAUUAACAUAAGUCGUUUACGAUAGAAAUUUUUUUAUGACUCUAAUAUCAUGAUCACUAUAGAACAAAGAAAAAAGUCUUUUAUACACACUUCACUCUCUAUUUGUAACAAAACAAACAUCUUUACUUAUAUGGUCGCUAGUUUUUUUCUUUCUUUUGAAAGUACUCCCUCCGUCCCAUUAGAAUUUAGAAGGUUCAUACUUUUCUUUUUUGGGCAUUCCAUAUAAAGGUUCUCAUUUCCAUUUUAGGAAACAAUUAACAAUUAAGUGACAAAUUAAUCAUUAAAUAUUAAAAGUAAUACAUUUAUAAUAUCACAAUUACCAAUACUAACUACAUUAUAAUAUACUCCCUUACUCACGAAAAGGUUUGUCAAAUUGACUUUUUCUUGAUUUAUGACAAUCAACUUUGACGGAUAAUAUUUUUUAAUAUGAAAUUAUUUUGAAUAUGAAAAUUAUAUCAAAUUGUUCCUUAAUUCAAAUAUUUUCAUAAAAAAAUAAAAUUUAUAAAUUAUAUACAAAUAUUAAAAUCAUUUACAAAGAAAAGUCAAUCUGUUGAACCUUUUCCACACAGAGGUACUAUAUAUUUGUGAAAUAUUUUAUUUAAUUAUGGUCUCAUUAACAUUUGUAACAGUACCCCUUUUUCUAAGACUUACCGUCGUCUAUGGACGUUAGGGUUAUUAUCGUUCCGGUUAUUCUACUCUUUCAGACAAAGUCGCAGGUAAAGACAUAGUUCCUGAGUCCUGACAUCGCUCGACUCUCUUGGCCUCUCUAUCUGCUUCAAUCGACUUCUCUUAGUUAAUUCAAUAUCAAGGUAUUCCAAUCUCUCUGUAGGGUUUUGCAACAAUGGCCAGUAUGGUCAUAACCACCAUAUUGGAAAAGAUGACGGGUAAGGAUAAGGAUUACAGAUACAUGGCCACUUCUGAUUUGCUCAACGAACUGAACAAAGAAGGAUUUAAACUUGAUGCUGAACUUGAAGCAAAAGUUUCAAAUGUUGUACUACAACAGCUAGAUGAUGCUGCGGGUGAUGUUUCUGGAUUGGCCGUAAAAUGCCUUGCACCUUUGGUGAAGAAGGUUCGUGAGCAACAAGUCUUGGAGAUGACAAACAAGCUGUGUGAUAAACCGCUAAAUGGGAAAGAGCAACACCGAGACAUUGCAAGCAUUGCAUUAAAAACAAUCGUUUCUGAAGUUCCUUCAUCUGUUGCCCAAUCUAUUCUUGUCUCUAUCUCCCCCAAGUUGAUAAAGGGAAUAACAGCUCCUGUGAUGAAUACUGAAAUAAAAUGUGAAUGCCUUGACAUAUUGUGUGAUGUUCUUCACAAAUAUGGAACACUGGUUACAUCUGAUCAUGAGGUAUUGCUGAGUGCAUUAAUACCUCAGCUAAGUUCCAACCAAGCCAGUGUUAGAAAGAAAACAGUUUCAUCUUUAGCAUCUUUAGCAUCAAGCUUGUCAGAUGAUUUGUUGGCGAAGGUCACAGCUGAAGUUGUAAAGCUCUUGAGCAAUAAGCGCUCAAAGCCGGAGAUGACACGAACUAACAUUCAGAUGAUUGGGGCACUAAGCCGUGCUGUUGGCUAUCGUUUUGGCCCCCACUUGGCUGAUGCAGUUCCAGUACUAAUAAACUAUUGUACAACUGCAUCUGAGAAUGAUGAGGAACUUCGCGAGUAUAGUUUACAGGCACUUGAGAGUUUCUUGCUAAGGUGCCACAGGGAUAUUUCCUCUUACUGUAAUGAAAUUUUGCAUCUUACUUUGAAAUUCUUGAGUUAUGAUCCCAAUUUCACUGAUAAUAUGGAGGAAGACACUGAUGAUGAAAUUCAGGAGGAAGAUGAGGAUGAUGAAAGUGCUGAUGAGUAUACCGACGAUGAAGAUGUCAGCUGGAAGGUUAGAAGAGCCGCUGCAAAAUGCUUAUCAGCUGAAAUUAAGUUUGGUUCCGGUCUUUCAAACCGCAUUAGUGAAAACUUAAUUUUUUCCCAAACACAAAAAAAGCUGGUCGGGAAGAAAAUAUGAUCAUCAUUUAGUGGAAGGUUUGCAUAUAUGGCAGUUGCGUGUUCUACCUAGCUGCUUCAAUGGUUGUGGCCUGGUGCCUUUUCCAACUUCAAGGAACAGACAUUCUCCAUGGGAAAAACCGGAGGAUAGGUCAGCGAUCGGAAACACGUGAUGUCAAGGAUUAUCAACUUCGAAUCGGAAGGUCCAAUCGAUUGAAGAAGAACUACUCGAAGGUGUGGCAGAAGCUAUUUCUUCGAUGAUCUGGCCUGCCGCCUGCGACUGAAAAAGGAAGUAAUUUUCAUACGAAUGGAAGAAGGUGAAUGUGCCACUCAAGAGGAGCUAGCGUGAGGUGAACGGUGGUGAUCUAUUCCGGAUGAAUGAUUUGAUUGAUUUGUAUUGCUAUUAAAUACUCCGUCCGUCUCUCGUUAUUGUCCCAUUUUUAUUCAUUUGGAUUAUCUCUCUUACUUUAUUUAUCAAAUUUUUAUCAAAUUUUAUUCUGG
Cuscuta europaea is the source of this 3321-nucleotide messenger RNA. The record is from the annotation of a GenBank genome assembly. Lineage: Eukaryota; Viridiplantae; Streptophyta; Magnoliopsida; Solanales; Convolvulaceae.